AUGAAAUCUUUAAAAUGGACUGAAUUCCUGUAAGAAAUAGGAGAUUCUAAAGACGUAGACUUAAAUGAGGAACAACUUAAGUAAAUUGUCAAGUUCCCAAAUCAGAAAAUGACAUAUUAAUAAUUAGAACAUUAUUUAAGCAAUGAAUUUAAGGUGCAUUUUAACCAAUAAAGCAAUCGAAGCAAAUGGCAUCAAAAGGAUAAAUACUUGUUUAUAUGGUGUGUUGCUAAAUUAGCCGAGAAGAGGAACUUAAAAUUCUAUGAAUUGCAUCAUAAAGGAGUCUUCGAAUAUCUGGCAAAAGUAUUAGAUGUUCCAGAGUAAUUUCUUUUAGUAAAAUGGAUGAGUCUAUUAAAACAAAGCUUGAAAUAACUGCCAUGGACCCCAGAGGAAGACAAAAUAUUGAUCCAAUUAAGAUAGAAAUAUCCAAGCAACAAUUGGACUGUAAUAGCAGAGGAAUUUAUUUACUUAACAAAAAAUUUAAGAUAUUAAAAGUAGAUACGUGAACGGUAUAAUAAUGUGAUUAAUUCCAAAAUCAAUAAAAAGCCUUUCACCUAUUAAGAAAAAUAUGCACUUAUGCUUCACGCUAAUGAAUUGAACAAAAAUUGGUCUGGUAUUGCCAAAAAGAUGCAAGGGCGGACUGAUAAUAAAAUUAAGAACUGCUAUAAUUCGAUUAUGAAAAAAAUUGCAAAAAAAAUGCAUUUAAAUAAAUUAAAUUCUCAAACAGAGAAGAAAAUCUUAAAGUUAAUCAAAAAAUAUAAUACUUGUGAUCCUGACGAAUUAGCAAGUCAGAUAGAAAAAGUUUAAACAAAUUUAAGUCCUUUAAAUGAAAGCCUCAACACCUUUAACGAGCAGCAUCUUAUAUCUCCAAUUCUCCCAAGCGUUUAACCAAUAUAACUCUUCUAUCCCUUCUACAUGUUUUAACCAAAUAUAGGAUUUCCAUUGUAAUAUUUUCAAUGA
Paramecium tetraurelia is the source of this 957-nucleotide messenger RNA. RefSeq lists its product as uncharacterized. The transcript is spliced from 5 exons. NCBI's taxonomy places the organism in Eukaryota, Ciliophora, Oligohymenophorea, Peniculida, Parameciidae. The record is from RefSeq and is a predicted model, not a curated record.